UGAAGUGGAAUCUGACAGCUCGCGCAGAACACCCGCUCACUUUCCUUGGUGUCUGUUCGUAAACGGCAGCUCGACCUAGAGUCGCGCAAUUUUCCAAAACGACAGCAGUUGACUGGGGUUCUCAGACCAGAGCUGGGUCGAGAGCGCUCCGCUGUUUCCAACUUGGAGGGAGAGGGAUAAAACUCCGCCGGAUUUUCCUGAAACCGUGAAUUAAAGCCUUGAUUCUGAUUGCCGUAACAUACCAGCACAGGAGAAUCCUGUGGAGUUUUCAUCUCGCAUUCCCUCAAGCUGAAACAGCUUCACACAUGACCUCUUCAGACCAGCUUGGCCACUGAGAGACCCUCAUAGCAGCAUGGAGAAUGGAGAGAGGUUGUGAGCGCUCUGGGCCUUGUGUGUGAGCUUUUGAUGAUGAUGCCUCCAGGUCACAUGACCUAUUCUGUUAGGACAGGACUCCUGUUCUUCAACAUCCUUCUGCUCACCAAAGCCGACUCUCCACCAAAGUUUUCCCGGACCCCCACAGAUGAGAUUGGGGUGCAGGGGGGCGCGGCCUCCUUCGUGUGCCAGGCCACUGGGGACCCCCAGCCCAGGAUCGUCUGGAGCAAAAAGGGCAAGAAAGUCAGCAACCAGAGAUUUGAGGUCAUAGAUUUUGAAGAUGGCUCAGGGUCUGUGUUGAGGAUCCAGCCACUGCGGACCCCUAGAGAUGAGGCUGUCUAUGAGUGUGUGGCCACCAACAGCGCAGGGGAGAUCAGCACCUCCACAAGCCUUACUGUCUUACGAGAGGACCAGCUGCCUCCGGGCUUCCCCUCCAUAGACAUGGGCCCGCAGCUGAAGGUGGUGGAGCGAUCCCGCACUGCCACCAUGCUGUGUGCGGCCAGCGGCACGCCCGACCCCGAGAUCACCUGGUUCAAGGACUUCCUCCCCGUCGACACCAGCAACAACAACGGCCGUAUCAAGCAGCUCCGCUCAGAGUCUUUUGGUGGUACUCCAAUCAGAGGUGCACUUCAGAUUGAUCAGAGUGAAGAAACCGACCAGGGGAAGUAUGAGUGUGUCGCUACCAACAGUGAGGGAACACGCUACUCCGCUCCAGCAAACCUCUACGUGAGAGAGCUCCGAGAAGUGCGCCGCGUCCCUCCCAUGUUCUCCAUCCUGCCGCGGGACAGUGACAUCAUGCCCGGCGGCAGCGUCAACAUCACGUGCGUGGCGGUGGGCUCGCCCAUGCCCUACGUCAAGUGGAUGCUGGGCUCGGAGGACCUGACGCCGGAGGACGACAUGCCCAUCGGACGCAACGUGCUAGAGCUCACCGACGUGCGGCAGUCGGCCAACUACACCUGCGUCGCCAUGUCCACUCUGGGCGUCAUAGAGACGAUGGUCCAGAUAACAGUCAAGUCCUUACCCAAAGCUCCGGGGACGCUGAUGGUCACUGAGCGCACAGCGACCAGCAUCACUCUGACGUGGGACAGUGGCAACCCCGAGCCCGUGUCCUAUUAUCUCAUCCUGUACCGGCCCAAGUCGUCCGAGGACCCCUUCAAAGAGAUCGACGGCGUGGCCACCACGCGCUACAGCGUGGGCGGCCUCAGCCCCUACUCCGACUACCAGUUCAAGGUGGUGGCGGUCAAUAACAUCGGUCGGGGGCCCCCCGGCCAGACCGUCGAGGCGCGCACGGCCGAGCAGGCGCCCAGCUCGGCGCCACGCAAGGUCCGAGGCCGCAUGCUGAGCGCCACCACGGCCAUCAUCCACUGGGAGGAGCCCGAGGAGGCCAACGGCCAGGUGGUGGGCUACCGCGUCUACUACACCAUGGAGCCCAGCCAGCACGUCAACCAGUGGGAGAAGGAGAUCAUCCGCGGGGCCAACUUCAUCACUAUCCAGAGCCUGACCCCCAACAGGACCUACUACAUCAGAGUGCUGGCCUUCACCUCUGUAGGAGAUGGCCCGCUCUCCAACGACCUGCAGAUCAUAGCCAAGACUGGAGUGCCCUCUCAGCCCACAGAGUUCAAGGCGGAGGCCGUGUCUGAGACCAGCAUCCUCCUCUCCUGGGUGCCGCCGGCUCAGAGCAGCCCAGAGAACCACAUCACUGGAUAUGAGCUCAUUUACAGGAAGAGCAACGAGGCUGAGGAGCAGAAGGUGACCUUUGACCCCAGCACCAGUUACCUGCUGAAGGAGCUGAAGCCCUUCUCCUCCUACACCUUCCAGCUGGCCGCUCACAGUAAACACGGGGUGGGCGCCUUCACCAGCGAGGUCAUCGCUGACACCCCUCAGACACAGCCCAUGGCCCCUCCUCAGGAGGUCAAGUGCACCAGUGCCAGCUCGACCAGUAUUCUGGUAAGUUGGAUUCCUCCACCCGAGGGCUCGCGCAACGGCGAGAUCACAGGCUACUCCAUCACCUACUUACCACUGGCGGACAGAGACAACGGCACGGCCCAGAGCGUCAGCAGCCCGCUUCCGGAAGCUUCCACGUUCCUGCUGCAGGGCCUGAAGAAGUGGACAGACUACAGUGUGAGCGUGAGCGCGCUCAACAAGGCCGGCGCCGGACCCCCCAGCCCCGCUGUCAUCGUCCGCACCGAGGAGGAUGUUCCUAGUGGUCCUCCACGUGGUGUACAAGUGGAGGUCAUAAAUUCCACCACAGCCAAGGUGAUGUGGCGUUCUCCUGUUGCUAAGCAACAACACGGUCAGAUUCGGGGGUACCAGGUGACCUACAUCCGUCUGAUCAGAGAUGAGCCUGUGGGGCAGCCCUGCAUCAGAGACCUGCUCACUGUGGGGUCAAAGGGGAAUGAUUCUGGGGAAUAUGAGUUGCUGAUCUCUGAGAUGGUGCCUGAGACAUCCUACGCUGUCUCUGUGGGUGCUUACACCACCAAGGGAGACGGGGCUCGCAGCAAAGCCAUCAUCAUCACCACACCUGCCCCACUGCCGGAGAAGCCUCGUCUGGCGGUCAGCCAGCCCCGGCCGGGCACCGCCCUGCUUCAGUGGCACCCCCCUCUGAACCCCCUGAGCCCCGUGCUGGGUUACCGUCUGGCCUUCGGCCGCGCCGACAGCCCCCCGCCGCCCACGCUGGACCUGCCCGAGCAGGACCGCCGUUUCUCCGUCUCGGACCUGCAGCAGGGCGCCACCUACCGCUUCCGCCUGGCCGCCCGCAACAAGAUGGGCUUUGGCCCGGAGGCAGUUCUGGAGCUGACCACGCCCGAGGGGCCUCCCGCCGCCUACCCGCCCGAUGCCCAGGUGGUGGAGGCCAACGCCACCGCCGUCGCCCUCGCCUGGGGCGAGGUCCCGCUCGGCGAUCGCAACGGCGUCGUGCUGAGCUACCUGGUGUGCUACCAGGGCAACGGGAGCGCGACGGGGAAUGACUCGGGGGGCGAGGUGUGUGUGUCUGUGGAGGAGCGCACGGUCACUCUGACAGGCCUGCAGGCGGACAGUGUUUACGACGUCAGAGUGUGUGCUCACACCAGCAAGGGCCCCGGGCCCUACAGCCCACCUGUCCAGGUCAGGACAGGGUCACUGGAGGAGGAAGUGUUUGCCACAAACUUCCGGGUGAAAGCUGCCAUGAAGUCCUCUGUGCUGCUCAGUUGGGAGACCAGAGAGAAGCUCAACAAAGCCCAGCCUUUCACGAUCCUUUAUGGGAACAGUCAGAGUGUGGAAGUGGACGGCCGUCUGAAUAAGAAGCUGAUCUCCAGCCUGCGUCCCGAGACUCAGUACUCGUUCCUGCUGACCAGUCGUGGGCCCAGUGCCGGGGGCCUGCAGCACCGCGUGAGCGCCGUCACCGCUCCCGACCUCCUCCGCACCAAACCCCUGCUCGUCGGACGCACCGACACCACAAGCACCGUCACCGUCAAACUGCCCACACCGCAGGGCAAUGCCAAAGUCAGAGGCUUCUAUAUUGUGGUGGUGCCUCUGAAGAGACAGAGAGGGGGAAAGUUCCAGAACCCCUGGAGCAGCCCAGAUGACAUGGACCUGGAGGAGCUCCUAAAGGAGAUCAACGGCAGCAGUAAGGGUUUGCGGCUCCGGCGUCAGGCAGAGCCUCGGCCUUACAUCGCCGCCCACUUCCAGAAGCUUCCGUCCGAGUUCACCCUGGGCGACGGCCGCACCUACAGCCACUUCCUGAACCGCGCGCUGCUCAGCGGACACGAGUACGCCUGCUUCGUGCUGGCCCUCCUGGAGCUCUCGGAGAACACCGUGUACGCAACUAGCCCCUUCUCGGACCCAGUGGCCACCUCGGACCUGGACCCGCAGCCCAUCGUGGACGAGGAGGAGGGCCUGCUGUGGGUGGUGGGCCCCGUGCUGGCCGUCAUCUUCAUCGUCUGCAUCGUCAUCGCCAUCCUCAUGUUCAAGAGCAAACCUGACAGGAAGCGUGCUGAGGUGGAGGGCAGGAAGUGCAGCUUCCCCAGCAGCAAGGCCAUGAGCUCCCACCACCCCACUGACCCUGUGGAGCUGCGCCGCAUCAACUUCCAGACCCCUGGGCCCCGAGCUGCCGGCUACCGACGCUUGUCAAGCAUGGCCAGCCAUCCUCCCAUCCCAGUCAGCGAACUGCCAGAGCAGCUGGAGAGGCUGAAGGCCAACGAUAACCUCAGGUUCUCUCAGGAGUACGAGUCUGUUGAUCCAGGACAGCAGUUCAGUUGGGAGCACUCCAAUCUGGAGGUGAACAAGCCCAAGAACAGAUACGCCAACGUCAUCGCCUACGACCACUCUCGAGUGCUGCUGUCCGGCAUUGAUGGGUUGCCAGGCAGCGACUACAUCAAUGCCAACUACGUGGACGGCUACAGGAGGCAGAACGCCUACAUCGCCACCCAAGGGCCGCUGCCCGAGACCUUCUGCGACUUCUGGCGCAUGGUGUGGGAGCAGCACACGGCCAACAUCGUCAUGAUGACCAAGCUGGAGGAGAAGUCCAGGGUGAAAUGUGACCAGUAUUGGCCCAGUAGAGGUACAGAGACAUAUGGACUCAUCCAAGUCACUUUAGUGGACACCCUGGAGUUAGCCACAUACUGUGUCAGAACCUUUGCAAUGUUCAAGAAUGGCUGCAGUGAGAAGAGGGAGGUGAGGCAGUUCCAGUUCACUGCCUGGCCGGAUCAUGGCGUCCCCGAGCACCCCACUCCCUUCCUGGCCUUCCUGCGGCGUGUUAAGGCAUGUAAUCCUCCUGAUGCUGGGCCCAUGAUUGUUCACUGCAGUGCUGGCGUGGGGCGCAGCGGCUGCUUCAUCGUGAUCGACGCCAUGGUGGAGCGCAUCAAGCAGGAGAAGACGGUGGACAUCUACGGCCAUGUGACACUCAUGCGCUCGCAGCGCAACUACAUGGUGCAGACGGAGGACCAGUACGUCUUCAUCCACGACGCCAUUCAGGAGGCCAUCACCUGCGGGAACACAGAGGUGCCCGCCCGCAACCUGUACGUCUACAUCCAGCGGCUGACUCAGAGCGACGGCCCUGACAACGUGCCCGCCAUGGAGCUGGAGUUCAAGCGUCUGGCUGGAGCCAAGGCCCACACAUCACGCUUCGUCAGCGCCAACUUGCCCUGCAAUAAGUUCAAGAACCGGCUGGUGAACAUCAUGCCCUUUGAGUCGACCCGCGUGUGUCUGCAGCCCAUCAGAGGUGUGGAGGGCUCCGACUACAUCAACGCCAGCUUCAUCGAUGGGUACAGGCAGCAGAGGGCCUACAUGGCCACUCAGGGUCCUCUGGCCGAGACCACAGAAGACUACUGGAGGAUGCUGUGGGAACACAACUCCACCAUCGUGGUCAUGCUCACCAAGCUCAGAGAGAUGGGCAGGGAGAAGUGCCAUCAGUACUGGCCAGCCGAGCGCUCUGCCCGUUACCAGUACUUUGUGGUGGACCCCAUGGCUGAGUACAACAUGCCUCAGUACAUCCUUCGAGAGUUUAAAGUGACUGACGCCAGAGAUGGACAGUCUCGCACGGUCCGCCAGUUCCAGUUCACAGAUUGGCCUGAACAAGGCGUGCCAAAGUCAGGAGAGGGAUUCAUCGAUUUCAUUGGUCAAGUUCACAAAACGAAAGAGCAGUUUGGUCAGGAUGGACCAAUUACAGUGCACUGCAGUGCUGGAGUGGGCAGGACAGGAGUGUUCAUCACGCUGAGUAUUGUGCUGGAGCGCAUGCGCUAUGAGGGAGUAGUGGAUAUCUUCCAGACAGUGAAGAUGCUACGCACCCAGAGGCCGGCCAUGGUGCAGACAGAGGAUCAGUACCAGUUCUGUUACAGGGCGGCUCUGGAGUACCUGGGGAGCUUUGAUCACUAUGCAACAUAAUAGCCUCUCCUCCCACCUCACCGCCAGGGCAGCUGUUUGGGUAGUCACUUGUAGCCACGCACACGCCCCCACCCUGGAGCAUGGCCCCCCCCCCAGGUGGCAGGACAAUGUGCAAAGCAAACAGCAUGAAUCUCCCUGCUGCACCCAGAGAACCUGACCAACCAACUCCGACCAAGACAAUACUAAUCCCUGGCUGCUCACCUCAGUCUUGUUUACAGCAGCAACAACAACAACAACAACAACAACAACAGUAAUAACAGUCACCACUGCCCGCCGUGGCACCACUGUCCGAGAGCUGCCGAGGGAAGAGCUGACCCAUGCACACACAGAGCGUUCUGUUCUCACUGGAAGAGGAGGUGCACUUUGACAGUUAGGACAUUUAAAAAGACACCCGCAUGAGGUGCCAACAGUCGUCUUUUUUCACGUCUGUAUUCUGACCAGUCCAACAAAUCUCACUUCUGCUUCCGUUUAUUUUACUGAUAUAGUUUUGUUUUGUUUUUCAUCGGUGAACGCUUUCUUUUAUAACACAGACUUACCACAGAGUAAGUUUAAGUAAUACUACUUUCUUAUGGGUAUGGGUAGAUAUGGGUAGGUUUAUUUUUUAAGAGGGUGAAACCCAAUGAAUUUGGCUUGCCUGGCCAUGUUUGUGAAAGCUCUGUAUACUGACAGAUCUGCUGUCUCUCUCAGUCUGACUCCUUUGCUUUCCUCACACUCAGAAUUAGAUCUAACUCCAGCCUAGGGAGGGUUUGUCUCAGCCUAACAGGCAUCUGUCAGGGGUGGGCAUCAUUUUUUUUGCUGGACUGCUGUGGUCUACACUGUUUGCUGGUGUAUUUGAAUCAGUACUCAGUUGUUGGUUUGUUUGGCAUUGUUGGGACCCUUUGCUUUUGAUACAGUGUUACUAUGUACGAGGGUACCAGUUUUUGAAAAGCAUUCAAGAGAAAUCAUCCGCUUAAGCACAGUGAUUCAACCUAAUAUGAUGUAAACUGUAUUUUAAAGUGUAUGUGGAGACUAGUACAGUCUUGUGCAUACCUGGCAGUUUCUAUUUAACAAUAGGCUUCUUCUUGACCUGCAUACAUGCAGAAUAUGAUUGACUGGUAUGUUUGAUGGAUUAGUGACUUUAAUACAAUACAGAGAUCAGGCCAACUGAUGCCACCACUCUCCUGUUGUGCAAUAAAAUAGAGGUAUUUUAUUCUUGAAUAAUGAUUUCUAAGUAGGAGUACGUUGAGCCCACUCUGAACAGGAAAGGGUUAGAGAACCCCCCCCCCCCCCACACACACACACAGAAAGACUCAUCUGAUUAAUACAGGACGUGUCACUUAUCUUCUGUAUCAUGAGUGAGUUCAUUAAUGCCAGAGUAGGAUUUGCACCAGUAACUCCCCGAGUUACCCGCAAGAUAUCUCUUGGUGUAUCACACCUUUCUGCACGUGGUCCACGACACCAUUCACCCACUCGAGUAGAGAAUAGCGGGGUACUAAGUGCACGCACAGCGCACUCACACACACACACACACACACACACUCCCCUGCUUGACAGUACUUUGGGUUUCAUUUGAAGUUUCUAGUGCCUUAUACCACAAACCUAUUUUGAUAGUUACUUUUUUAUUUGCCAUGUACAUGCUCAUUUGUUUAAGAUGUGUAUAUAUCUUGUUUUUUCAUAGUCUAUGUUUAGGUCGUAAUAUGAUUUUGUCAGUGACAGGAGGACCAUAAACCCUUGUCAUAUUAUUCUUUAUUCAUCUACAGUUAUCAAGGUGACAUUUUCCAUUUUUGUCAGAGAUAAACAGUUGCCAAGAACUUUUUUAACAGUGUAAAAUGGAUUUAUAUCAGAAUUAUGUUACAAAUAAAACAUCAAUUGAUGUUAAGUCAUGCAAACAGUUUAAGAAAUCAGAACAUUAUGAGAGAAUUUAUUUUGCUCAGAUCUCAAAAGAGUAUUUAAUCUCUCAUUCCCAACUCCACGCCAGUAAGGUGCUAAUGUCUCUCUCCUUCCAGACUUGUGCACUGUUGUUCAGUCUUGGCCUCACAUGUAUUAAUCACUGAAAACAUGUUAACAUCAUCACCCCUUUACUACGGCAUGGUUACACAUUGGACAUGGCCAGAGAGGCCCAUUCUAUGAAAUUUGCACUUUCUAAAUAGCUGUACUAUGCACUGGCCCACCUAAUAGAUUACCAACCUAACAAUGUUACUUGAACCCCUUGGUGUGGACUGACUAAAAUUGCUCACGUUGUGUAUAUGUAAAUGAACACAGGAGGCAAAGCUUAUUUAAAUAAAAUAGAUAUAAACUUAUUGAAUUUAAUAAUCAUUUAUGGUGUGAUGAAAUUGCACUCUGGCAAACAUGAGAUUUGCUCUGUCUACACAGUGCACAAGAAGUCACCUUUUCUUGGAGUGGAUUCACAAUAAGAUAUGUCUGUUCCCUGUAACUGAUAAUUGUACAAAUAAAAAAAAAUAAAAACGUAAUAAAAACGUAAUAAGAAUACUUAUUGACACACUGCUCAUUGAAGAAUCUAUACCUCUAUGUGUUUGAGUAUGAGAAAAGGUCUGUUCUUUUUCAAGUGAAACACGUUUUUUUAUUAUUAUUAUUAUUAUUGUUAACUGGGUCAUGUGGGUCCUGAUGAAAGUCUGUAUGAAUGUUCUGUUUCGUUUGUUGACACACAUUUUGUUUCGUACAAAUAAAGUAUGGAAGGAA
Alosa sapidissima (American shad) is the source of this 8910-nucleotide messenger RNA. Its product is annotated as receptor-type tyrosine-protein phosphatase delta-like. Gene Ontology annotation, biological process: protein dephosphorylation. The record is from RefSeq and is a predicted model, not a curated record. Bases 406 to 6231 code for a protein of 1941 amino acids. NCBI's taxonomy places the organism in Eukaryota, Metazoa, Chordata, Actinopteri, Clupeiformes, Clupeidae. The transcript has 42 exons. Gene Ontology annotation, molecular function: protein tyrosine phosphatase activity; protein binding.